Colletotrichum gloeosporioides is the source of this 687-nucleotide messenger RNA. RefSeq lists its product as uncharacterized. Lineage: Eukaryota; Fungi; Ascomycota; Sordariomycetes; Glomerellales; Glomerellaceae. Bases 1 to 687 code for a protein of 228 amino acids. The transcript is spliced from 3 exons. The record is from RefSeq and is a predicted model, not a curated record.
AUGCUCUUGUUGUGUAAGACCGUAUCGGAAGAGUGCCUGCAGUCCAUCUACAGGUCGACAACAUUCAUCUUCACCGACAUGCCGACUAUGCAGAUGUUUUUCGGGUAUUGCGAGCUUCACCCAAUCGUAAAAACCUUCCCAAAAAUAGGCACCACACCACCAGCCUUCUUCAAGUACGCUCGAAACGUGGAACUCUCGUUUGGUCCAGACUUUCCCCUGCAGCUACUGUGUGCGAAUUUCGAUCUUCCCGGAAUUCCUCGCCGCCACGAUGUCUACGAUUUCCACUGGUUGCGCCUUGACCGAUUCGAGAACCUCCAGACCUUCAACAUAUGGAUCGCUUCACGGUGUAGCUCGAACCGUACCCCUUCAAAGUACGAUGCUCUCUGUGGCAUCAAGGAAUUUGAUACAAAGAGUUUGAGAGAUCGUCUUGCGCCAUUCAGCUUGAUUGGCUCAGUCACGAUAAGCACACCCCUCAGCUCACGCAUAGCACCAGAAGAGGGUUGUGUGGAAGACGUCGCAUUGCCUGGCAUUCGACUUUACAAACGAGGGUCCGGGGAUAAAUUCCAUCCAAUCUUGGGAACGGUCAACCCAGGAGGCAUGUACGACGAUGUAAUCCACACUACAACUGAGAUGGAAAUUCGGCUUGGUUAUGACGGAACCAAUUACAUUUUGAUGAAGGAUGGCUGA